This is a messenger RNA of Salvelinus sp. IW2-2015, 424 nucleotides long. RefSeq lists its product as uncharacterized. The record is from RefSeq and is a predicted model, not a curated record. Lineage: Eukaryota; Metazoa; Chordata; Actinopteri; Salmoniformes; Salmonidae.
UAGGUGAGUGUGGCGGCUAAGAUGGCUCAGCGCAUGUCGUUCGGCUUCUAUAAGUACAACAACAUGGAGUUUGUCAGGAUGAAGGGGCCGCAGGGCAAAGGUCACGCUGAGAUGGCGGUGAGCCGGGUCCCGACCGGAGACACGUCCCCCUGCGGCACAGAGGAGGACCUGGACUCACCCCUACACGAGAGGGUGACGUCGUUAGCACCCUCCACCCGGAGAGGAACCGCCCUCGUUCUUCUCCCUUCUCUCCGUCGGAAGGUCCCAGGAACCGUAUCACUGAGAUGAAGAAGAGUCACUCAGCCAACGAUAGUGAAGAGUUCUUCAGGGAAGAAGAUGACGAGGACCUGUGUAACCAGUCCAACCUGCGGUCCCGCUCCCUGUCGGUAAGGUCGGUCCCUGGUGGGAUUGGCUCAAACUGAAC